AUGUCAGGCAAGGAUGAAGUAUUCUCGGUGUUUCCUAGCCAAACUUACCAUGUCCAGACCACUAAAUCUUGGGACUACAUCGGAUUACGCAGUACCGUAAAACGGAAUCCCACUGUGGAGGGCAACAUUAUUAUCGGGGUUAUUGACUCUGGCGCCUAUCCUGAUUCUGAAUCCUUCAGUGACAAAGGCUUCAGCCCCGUUCCUAGAAAAUGGAAGGGCUCCUGCAAUGGUGGCAGUAACUUCACUUGCAAUAACAAGCUCAUUGGAGCAAGGUAUUAUGUAGACUUAACCGCGGUCGACGAUUCAGGCCAUGGUACCCACACUGCCUCAACGGCUGCUGGCAGUCCGGUGGAAGGGGCCAGCUUCUUUGGACUAGCUAAUGGAACAGCACGGGGAGCCGUCCCAUCCUCCAGGAUCGCUGUCUACAAGGUAUGCGAUUCAACGGGUGGCUGUGACGGAUAUGGCAUUUUAGCGGCAUUCGAUGAUGCGAUCGCAGAUGGCGUGGACAUCAUCACAGUCUCUCUGGGUGGGGAUACUCCUUCUCCUAUUGACCAAGACCCCAUCUCGAUAGGAUCCUUCCAUGCAAUGAAAAAGGGUAUCCUGGUGACUCAUUCUGCGGGAAAUAGUGGGCCUAUGCCGCAAACAGUGACUAGCGUUGCCCCUUGGGUCCUCACUGUGGCAGCUAACUCGAUAGAUCGGAAGUUCAUCACCAAGCUUGUCCUCGGGGAUGGAACGGUUUUAACUGGCAUUGCAGUGAAUUCAUUCCCAUCCAGUCCGACCAAUUCUGCUCUUGUGUUUGGGGAGCAGGUUUCAAGCUCUUGCGAUGAAGCCUCAGCUAGAACCUGCACGGAAGGCUGUUUAGAUAGGCAGAAAGUUACUGGCAAAAUCGUGAUCUGCGAAGGCUCCAAAGGAGCUCCCGAAGCUGCAACUUACAAUGCUAGCGGGAUCAUCUUGAUGACCAUGAGACCCGAUGUCGCUUCGCCUUUCCCACUUCCCGCUGUGGCUCUUGACGACUCCUCGUUUGAGAAACUCGUGUCGUAUCACAGUUCCACAAGAAAUCCUCAAGGACGGAUAUUGAAGGGCGAAACUGUUCCAGAUCCUGCUUCCCCUGUGACCGCUUCCUUCUCUUCACGUGGACCGAGCGUGAUGACUCCUGAUAUAAUGAAGCCAGAUGUAAGUGCCCCUGGCAUAGAUAUUUUGGCUGCAUAUCCUCCAGACGUGCCACCGACGAAAGGAGGUGGGGAUGACAGGAGUGUGAGAUUCAACGUUCUUUCUGGGACCUCAAUGUCGUGUCCCCAUGUGGCCGGUGCAGCAGCAUAUGUGAAAACAUUUCAUCCUGACUGGUCUUCCUCUGCUGUUAAGUCAGCUCUGAUGACAACAGCUUCAAAGAUACGUGAUACUACUACAAAAGGAGGUCCUUCGGGAUUUGAAUUUUCUUACGGUUCAGGACAAAUCAAUCCCUUGAAGGCUGCAAAUCCGGGCCUAGUUUAUGAAAUCACCAAGGAUGACUAUGUGAACUUACUGUGUAGCUUGGGCUUCGAUGUAAGAAGCAUAGAUAGCAACAGCACUUGCCCAAAGGGAGCCAAGAACAUCACAGAGGCAGAACUCAACUACCCUUCUCUAAUUUUUAAAGCGCCUGUCUCGAAGCCCUUCAAGUUGGCCCUCAACAGGACCGUCACAAAUGUCGGGCCUCCAACCUCGACCUAUAAGGCCAAAGCUGUUAGCGCCUCUAACGUCAACAUCACUGUGGUUCCUGAGGUCAUUUCCUUUAAGUCCAUCUCCGAGAAGAAGUCUUUCAUGGUCAUUAUUUCGGGGAGUGGGUUGAAAUCCGGGACACAGUUGUCUGAAGAGGUUCUUUGGUCUGACGGCGUGCACAGUGUGAGGAGUCCAAUUAUUGUGUAUAAUUAACAAAAGACUCAGAACAAUUGAGCUUCUUAAUAAAUUUCUUUGUAUUCUGAAACCUCA
Messenger RNA from Punica granatum (pomegranate), 1965 nucleotides. NCBI's taxonomy places the organism in Eukaryota, Viridiplantae, Streptophyta, Magnoliopsida, Myrtales, Lythraceae. The record is from RefSeq and is a predicted model, not a curated record.